CUCUAACUGAGCUGCAGUGCACGCUCACACUGAUCGGAGAAAUAACAUUAACAGCACUCUGCCUAUGAGGAGUACGUUCAAUACUCCUACACAAUGCUGCCUUCAAUAACCUCCUUUUGGGAUGUGUUUCGAAGUGUCACCCCAUCCCUGACCCUGACAGACACCUCCAGGUCCUGGCCAGCAGCAGCUCAACUCACAUUUGUCUUCCCAGACACUCAGUAAACACCUUUGUGUCCUCUUUCUUUAGAGGAAGGGGUCUUGCUGAGCUCACCCUGAAAUAUAUCACCCUGGACAAAAGGGCUGAAAGGUUAAGGAGCUCCAGGGGGUGGUUCAGCAGGGAGCUGGGGCCAGUUGCCUGUCAGAGACAAAGCUAUAAAGGCAGAGAGGGGCUAGGGACCACAUCAGACACAGAUGCUGCGAGUCCUGCCUCACCUCCCACCAGCCCUGGGCUAAGAAGAAGAUGCUGGGGCUUCGGUUGUGGCCUUGCUCAUUUUUCCUCUUCUUGGUUCUGCUCUCUGCCAGUGUUCAGACUGUGUCCUUACCAAGACAGAGGCUGCAGAUGCUCCUUUCACGAUUGCUGCCCCUGGAGCCCGAGUCCACGCUGACCGAAGAGGACACGAAGGAGGGGUCCAGCUUUGGUCCUCAGCUGCUCUCCUCCACUCUCCCCUUCCUCCCAUCUGGGACUAGAGCUGCCCGUCCAUCCCUCUGGCGCAAGAACCUUGCCAGUCGCAAGUGGGCACUGCCUGGAGAUUGGGCCUGGAAGGCCAUGCCCAGGGGUUGCUUCGGGCUGAAACUGGACCGAAUCGGGACCUUCAGUGGUUUGGGGUGCUAGCUUUGGAGGGCCUCCGAGGUGAGGGCCAAGAGCAUGGUGGGCUCGAGCAAGCGGGCAGGGAAGAAGUCCAGGGCAGAGUUGAGCGCACAGCCAGCGAGGGAAUGGGGCAGCGGGGCAGGCUGUGGGGCCGCCACCUGCCAGCCGCCGGGGCAAAGGCCGGGGCCGGGGCCGCCCCAAGCUGCCGGCGCGGUGCUGGGGCCGGGCCGGGGCGAGAGCAGGCGGGCGGGACGCCGCUGGGCGGUUCACCAGGCCCGCUUCUCUGCAGCCGGAGGGCACCCAGCCUCGGGAACCUGCACGGCUCGGGAACCUGCACCGGCUCGGGAGCCUGCACGGCGCACCGCUGCGCGAAGCCCUGAAGCUCCCGCCCCGCAAACGGGAGGCUGCGGCAGCGAGGAAGCGGCGCGGCGGUACGAGGAGGGGCUGCCCGGCUCCGCAGCUGCCCCCCGCGGCCGCUGAACCCCCGCUCCGCCGACAGCCCCCUCCCUGCUCCCCGUGCCUGAGGACUCGCUCAUUAAACAAGCUGUACUAAUUUGCCGCGUCCGCGCUCGGCGGUGGCUGCCCCCGGCCGGGGGGCGGGCGGGAGGCGGUGGCAGAGCCCGCCCGGCGCCCCCGGCCCCACGCGCGGGGCCGUGCCGGGUCCUGCCGGCGCCGCCGCCAUUCCGCGUGGGGCGUGCGGCACGCGCGGCUGCGGCGCGGUGCGGCCGGGGGGGCGGACACGGGUGAGGAGGUAUCGACCGGGCACGGGGCACAAGGGCCGCGCU
Messenger RNA from Motacilla alba alba, 1593 nucleotides. RefSeq names its product C-type natriuretic peptide 2-like. Gene Ontology annotation, molecular function: hormone receptor binding; hormone activity. Gene Ontology annotation, cellular component: extracellular region. NCBI's taxonomy places the organism in Eukaryota, Metazoa, Chordata, Aves, Passeriformes, Motacillidae. The record is from RefSeq and is a predicted model, not a curated record. The coding region runs from base 461 to 832 and encodes 123 amino acids. The transcript has 2 exons.